AUGGAGAACACACUGCGAUUGAUUGGUAUCCUAAUAUUUUUAAUAUCCUGGAGGCAAAGCGACACAACUAGCUAUAAACUGUCCAAUGUAGUUUGUGGCAGUUAUAACCAAUCCUGGGUCAGGAUAAACGAGUGUCGCCUGAAGGCAAUUAGUCGAAAUAAAACCAUUUUCAACUUUAAUGCUACAUUUCUAUAUCCCACAAAUGAUAUAGUGAUGCACAAUCGAAUGUUCAAACGGGAAAGUGGAUACAAACCAUGGCUAAUCAACACCAAAGUGAAUAGCUGCCAGUUUAUGAUAAGACCCUAUAAUCCCUUUGUCUUAUUCAUAUUUAAAUUAUACAAGGACUUUUCCAAUAUAAAUCACACUUGUCCAUAUUACGGGGAUAUGAUUAUCAAAGGAAUGUAUCUAACAUCCAAUAUAGAAGUUCUUCCGAUUCCCACCGGCGACUAUAUGUUGGCCAUAGAUUGGUUAUUCUACAGAAAGCCACAAUUUGCAACGAAUGUUAGUUUUCAAUUUGUGGAGAAUUUAAUAUAA
Molecule: messenger RNA, 534 nt
Organism: Drosophila serrata
Lineage: Eukaryota; Metazoa; Arthropoda; Insecta; Diptera; Drosophilidae
Source: RefSeq, a predicted model, not a curated record